AGAUAAUUGCUGCUAGUAUAAGGAAAGAUGGAAAAUGUAGGAGGAUGAAGACCGUGUUGGAGGUGGACACCAAGAUAAACAUGAAGAUGAGGUAAUUUCAGCUUCAAUGAGAGAACAAUUGCAAAGUAUGCAGGAGCUACAACCAUGUAUUUUGUAUCCAAGAAAUUGAAGAAAAAAUAUAACAUCACUGAUGAGCGUGCAGCAUUAUAUGAAGCGGCAGAAACAUGGGUUGAUGCUUUGAAUGGCCGAGACUUUCUAGAGAUUAAGAAGAUGUGGAAGAAUCCUUUGAAAAGCUCCAAGAGUUCUUUGAAUGAGGCAAGGACUUCAAGCACAUAUGAUAAUGAAGAGCCACUGGCUUCCAUUGCCAGAAGUAUUUCCAUGAGAACAUGGAUGAGCAAGCAAAAACAGCUAGCAGAAGACAUUCUGAGGUAUGGGGACAUAAAAAUUGCAGCAGAAGUGUUCACAUUUCGCGAGCUAGCCAAUGUGACAAACAACUUCAAUCUGGAGCUGUUAGUGGGGGAAGGGGGAAAGAUUAAGGUGAUAUAGGAGUCAAAACAUACGGAGACUAGUGAUAGCAAGAUGGGGGCUCUCUCUUCAUUUUUUUCUCUCUUCUUUGUAAAACAUUGGCUAUGAAUAAUUUUGAUGUAUUUGUGUUGUAAAA
Messenger RNA from Ipomoea nil (Japanese morning glory), 661 nucleotides. RefSeq lists its product as uncharacterized. Gene Ontology annotation, cellular component: mitochondrion. The record is from RefSeq and is a predicted model, not a curated record. The transcript is spliced from 4 exons. NCBI's taxonomy places the organism in Eukaryota, Viridiplantae, Streptophyta, Magnoliopsida, Solanales, Convolvulaceae. Bases 145 to 546 code for a protein of 133 amino acids. Gene Ontology annotation, molecular function: prostaglandin-E synthase activity.